Messenger RNA from Staurois parvus, 273 nucleotides. Lineage: Eukaryota; Metazoa; Chordata; Amphibia; Anura; Ranidae. The record is from the annotation of a GenBank genome assembly.
UUAACUUUCUUACCUUAUCUGGAGCUUAAAUGGACCAUUACCCUAAACUAAAUGAACAUUUCCCCCCACAUUUGAAUAUUAAUAUUAAUUUUUAAACUAAGAACUAAAAAAAAAUUGCUAGGGCUCUAUCGAAUGCAGGGGCGGACUGACUAUUUGGAAACUCAGCACUGCCCUAGGCCCCGGGAUGCCCCUGAUACCUUUUUCAUAGGCUUUUUUGAGUUUGGGCAAGGACACAGGGGCCCCAUGAUCCCCUAUUGCCCGGGGGGCCCCAUG